Molecule: messenger RNA, 5280 nt
Organism: Verruconis gallopava
Lineage: Eukaryota; Fungi; Ascomycota; Dothideomycetes; Venturiales; Sympoventuriaceae
Exons: 2
Coding region: 157-5007 (1616 amino acids)
Biological process (GO): mitotic chromosome condensation
Cellular component (GO): condensin complex; microtubule organizing center; condensed chromosome
Molecular function (GO): chromatin binding
Source: RefSeq, a predicted model, not a curated record
CAUGGAUUCCAACUGAAAAAAAACAACGUUUCCACGCGACAUACGAUGCUCAUCUCCGUUAUGUGAGCGUGGCCUCAGCUUGUUUUCGCGUUGUGGUCUCCGCUUUUCAUCACUCAAACGCAGCGCGACACUCACCUGCUCUCAAUCACAAGCGCCAUGGCCGACACCGCGACGGCGCAUGGGCCUUCGGAAGAAGCCUCCACUAUUACAACAACGACGACUGAUCCUUCUUCACCGCCUGCUGCCACCGAGGAGGGCUCCACUGUCACGCACCAGAUGGACGAAAGCACUGUAGAUGCAGGGCUGGACAGGGACGAACGUACCGAUCAACACCACGACUCUCGCGACAGCGCGGUAGCUGAAGAUCAGGACGAUCGUGAUGUGCGGGAAUGGGAAACACCAGACGAUGAGCUGCCUCCAUUACCUACCAAUGACGGCGACGACGAAGAUCUCUCGCUCGUAGACCCGACCACCGCGAUCGCGUUACCUUCCAGCAACAGUGAUAUCGAGGAAAACUCAGAAGAUGCGAGCGCGUUGCUGGAAAGGGACACUCGGCGAAAGCUGAUGGAUAUCGAGUCGAGUUUCUUGCCGGAUCAUCAAGCAGAAGACGCAGACAAACAAUCAGCGCAGGGUGGAAGGGGCGCCGACGACACGUACUUGUUCGGCGGGUCUCCAGGCCAUUCAAGGAGAAAGGAGGCCGGAGACGGCAGGGGCAAACACCAGAGGAACAAGAAGAGCGUAGCGGAGAUUAUACGCGAGUCAGUCGCGAAGCAGACGAUCAAGGAAGAGAGGGAUUCACAGUCGCUCCCAACGAGCCCCCACAGCGAACACAAACAGGCUUCGCAAGACAAUACAGACUUUGGAUCAAGAGAGAGCACGGCGACGAUUGAUCUGCCUUCGUCUCCUGCUGCAGCUGCAGCGAAGCGAAACGAGUUCAGAGGCAUGGCACACAAAGUCGAGGCGGAGUCGGUCACCGACGUUGGCGAUGUUACAAGGGACCCAGACGAGCAGAAGGAAGGCGGACCCGGACACUCGAGACACGCGUCGCAGGCGUCUACAAUCAAGGCGGAAGACAUCUCCGGCUCUAACGAUGAGAGCUUGAGUUUUGCCGACGUGACAGCUGCUACAUCAAACUCGGAGAAUGAUGAGGCGGCGUCGCUGCUCUCGUCAUCGUCCUCUCGCCUUCUCAAACGUCCCAGCUUUCUCUCUCGCAGACAGUCCAGUCAACGAUCCUCCGCGUCAUCGCACACGAAUGUGUCACUUGCAUCUGAAGGCAGUGACACAACCGUGGGUGCGGACUUCGCUAUCCAGUCUGGAGGCGCCGUCCCAAGUGGCGGAUUUUCGAAUCCCAACUUGAAGGUCCCGCGUCUCCCUAGUUAUAGCAGCAUCGGCUCGUCGGUAGGCGAGUCCACGAACGGAGACAGUCUAUCUUCGUGGAAGGGAAGCCGAACAGAGCUCUCGCGCUUGGAUGAGGAAAGACAUUCUCCUCCGGAGACACCAAGACCGAGCACAGCGGGAAAUGCAGCGCCAACAGAUACGGUGAUAGCGCAACACGUUCAGAACAUACGCGUUCCCGAGACUAUUGCGAGAGAAUAUCGCGAGAAACAUGCAUCCACCUCACGAUCGCCUAAUCGAAUCGACACGAUCAGCUCACUCACCUCCUUCCGAGAAUCUCGCAAGGGCAACCUGACUCUCAAGGAGCAAAAUAGCAAGAUCGACAAACUGACGAAAGAAAACUUUGAUCUGAAGCUCAAGAUACACUUUCUGGACCAGGCGUUGCAGAAUCGCUCGGACGAGGGUGUAAAAGAGAUGAUAAACAAAAAUGUGCAGCUCCAGACUGAUCUUGCCAACGAGAAGAAGGAAUCUCAGUCCUUGCGCAAGAAGAUUCGGGAGCUGGAACAGAAACUUAAAGCACAAGAAGAAGCUUCGCGUGCGGCUAAACCGCCAAGAAGACCUGGCUCAGCGCAAAGUGAUCGCACGGAGAAGAUGGCCGACCUUGAGGAGGAAGUUAUCUUUCUGCGAGAAACUGUUCAGGAACACGAGGUCGAGAUUGAGCGACUCCGCGAGGAGAACAUGGCUAAAGAGAUUGAAAAACGCAAGAUGGCCGAUUAUGUGAAGGCUCUGAGCGAGGAGCAACGGCAGCGCAACAGUGCUGAGGAUGCUGGUGUCGAGGAAACAAUCGACAUGUGGAAGGACCUCUUGCAGGCGGAAACCGCGCGCCGGGAGCAGGCUGAUGAGGACGCUGAGAAGUUAAGAGAGGAAGUGCGUAAGCUGAAGGAGCAGAAUCAAAUUAUAACCAACACGCAUAACGUGCGUAAUGUGUAUCAGAUCAGCAACAAGCGGCAGAAUCACGUCUAUGGUGCGCGUUCGGAAGCUGGAUCAGUACCUGGUGGGCCGGGCGAGAUGACGGGCAAUGGAGAGCGAGCUGACUCGGCGUUCAGCACGUUAGUUGAGCAGCUCAAACAUGAGAACGCGGAGCUGAGACGAGACCUAAGCGCCCAGACGUCCAUGUUGACCUCGAGGAAUCGAGAGAGAGAGCGCUUGCAGCUGGAGAUUGAGGAUCUCAAGCUAAAUCAACGACGACACGCAGGCGACCUUAGUGCGGCUCGUUCCAUUGCAGGGGAUAGCAUAUUCGAGCGGUCUGUAUCUCGUGCGCAUAACCGGGCUGAAUCACGAAUGAGUGGAAAUACUCGAAUGACGCAGCUGAGCGAUGCGGAACGUGAUGAUUACGAACGAAAACAAGCCGCGUUGCGUGAUGAGCUCGCGCAGACCAAGCUGCUGAACCAGGAUCUUGAACGAGAAUUGAACGCGCAUCUAGAUCUGAUUCAAAAUAUCGAGGCGGAGAAUAAGGCCAUGAAGGAGGACAAGAGGCUCACGAUGGAGGAUUUGAAAGCUUUGCAAAAUGAGCGCGACGAAGCUGUAGCUCUGGUGGAGACGUUAGAACAAGAAGCUGAGGACUUGCGCAACGAGGCACUCACGGAGAUUGAAAACCUAGAAAACGAGCUCGAGCAGAAGGAGCAAGACUUCGAGGCCCUUCAGGCGGAGAUGAAGACUGUAUCUGAAAAUGUGGUGCGGCUUGAGGACGAACUUGCCGCCUCGCGGCGCAAGGAGCAGCAACUUGAGAACCAGCUUGAGGAAACCGAGGCAGAGCUGGAUCGCACUACAGAAAAGCUGCGCGAUACCCAAAACAAGAACGAGCGAUUGGACGUGCAGCUUGAAUCGUCGCAGACAGAAAUCGCAUUCCUGCGUGAAGAGCAGGAGGCGGACAAGAUCAAGAUUGGCGAGCUCGAGGCAUCUCUAAGUGCAGCGCAGACAAGCCUUCAGGAUGAGCGAGAGCGUAAUGCUGAGGAGCGACGUCAACGUGAAAUCCUCGACGGCGAAGAGAAGGCUGAGUUGCAGAAGCUGUUGGACGACCUGAACGAGGAGGCCAACAAGUAUAAGGAGGAGAGCAAGAAAUUAAGGAAGAAUCUGGAAAGAAAGGAGACAGAGGCGAGUCAGUGGAAGGAGAGAUUGGAGACGCUUGAGACCAAUCUGAAGGAGGCGCUUGGUGAUCUUAGCGGGACAAGAUCGAGCAUCCUCAAGGAUGUUACAAAACUUACACGAGAUUUGGAGCACACAAUGUCUGCGCUUGAGCAUUGUCAACAGGAGCUUGCGGAGAAGGAGCGCAUUCUCCGUGCUCGAGACGCUCUUCUAGAGUCGGCAGGACUCGAGUCUCGAAAGCUGUCUGAUAUGCUGGAGAAAGAACGAGCUGGGCGCAGAGCUGACCGAAAUCACUUCGAGCAAAUGCAACGAAGUCAGACAUCGCUCACACACACAAUUCAACAAAACGACCAACGUGUUGCUCAGAUAGAAAACGCACGCAAGGCGGAGCGAAAGAAAUACGAGCAGCUCGAGCAACAACUCCUGGCCCAGCUUUCUGAGCGUAAUAACUUGCUGCUAACGCUGUGGAACAAGCUCAGCACGCUUUGCGGUGCCGAGUUUGUCCAGCGCAAUUCGCUCAUCAAUGACGCACUCCCCUCCGUGGACGUCAUUGCUAAGAACUUGCCAGCUUAUAGUCGCAACAUCAACCAUGCGCUCAAGACGAUCGAAAGUAUCGUUAACGGCUUCCGCACUCGGAUCCGGGAGGUGGAGCGAAACCUUUCGAAGGACUUCCAGACUCUUGAGCACGCAAUGGACAUGCGCACCAAGCGCAUCGACCACCUCGAGAAGAUGGUUGAGCAGCAGACACGUGAACGUCUUGAAUCGGAGCAGCAUCUUCUCUCGCCAGUUCUGGACAAGGAACGUCGUACCAUGUCGAGAAGCAGCUCGAGGAGCCAAACAAGCAAGACAAGCAAAACGGAUGAAAUAGGCAAGCUGAAAAACGAGAACAAACUCCUCAAGGCGGAAUUGCAGAUGGUACGCGCUCGCUCACCAAGCAGGAGCCCAAGUAAACACGUGACGAAAGGUUCAGUCGACAGUGUCAAUAGCAUCUCAGGAGUUAUUCCUGCUGGCAUGCCCGGCGCGCGCUCCUCGCCACCGAAAGAUAUUCCGCGCCGCGAUUCGUCAAGCCGUGCAAGCAUGGGCCUGAAUCUUGCACGCCACUACUCUGCAUCCGUUGCCGAGACAAUGAGUCAACAUGCCAACGUUCACUCGCAUUCGCGGGCUAUAUCUCGUGACGCUCUCCCCGGCCUAGCUGAGGGUACAUUGGGGUCGUCCUCAGCAUCGGCGCAAUACCCUCCUGCCAUCCCUGGCGGCAACAUACAGCCACUUGCGCCAUCGGAGCAGCGCUGGAUCCAUCGUCUCAAGGAGCUAGAGCGUAGACUAAAAGCUGAGCGAGAGGCUCGCCUGCUUGACCGAAGCGGAGCUAGGAAAAGGCUUGAGGAGAGCAAUUUGGAGAGAGACGAACUGAGGAUGAUGCUUGAGAAGGAGAGGAUGCUCAGGAGAGAGAGCGUGGAGGUAGAAGGGGUAAGGGGCAAUGAGCGACUGGAGGACAAUGCUCGGCAGAGCGCGGAAGGAGUUCAGACUUGAUGGGUUUUGAUUACAAACUUCCCUUUAUUUGUUUUUGAGCGCGCGUGUUCAGGUGUUGGACGGGACACAUCUGCUGUUCGGGCCACUUCAUCUUUUGGUUGUGGAUGUGUUAUCGACACUAUGGAAGUUUGCUUUCGAUACACUGUAUCAAUAAAUUAUGACGGGACCGUUCAAGGAAUCAACGUGACAGACCUAGACAUGAUGUUAAGUUGCCAAGACUCUUUUGAAUAAUAAUUACAAUGCCUUGAAUGGCAUGAGAACAUCAUAAUGUUG